CAUGUUUCCUAAUUUUGCUCCAAAUCAAGACGCUUAUCACACCUCAACCAAUACUCCUUUUCAUUCCCCCUCCCAAUAUAAAUUCCUUUAAAUCAUUCCACAAUUCCUCACACUCAAAAGAAUAUUCCAUUCCGCCUCCAAAAUUAAUCAACCAAAAUGGCCGAACCCGAAACUACCUCCUCCGCCGAGUCGACUCACGAGUCGGCCGAGUUGAAGGCGAAGGAGAGCGGGAACAAGCACCCGCUCUACCGAGGAGUGAGGAAGCGGAGCUGGGGGAAAUGGGUCUCCGAAAUCCGCCAGCCGCGGAAGAAGUCCCGCAUUUGGCUCGGGACUUAUCCCACGGCCGAGAUGGCGGCGCGGGCCCACGACGUGGCCGCGAUGUGCAUCAAGGGGAACUCGGCCAUCCUCAACUUCCCCCAGCUCAGCGCCUCGCUGCCGCGGCCCGAGUCCCUCUCGCCCAGAGACGUGCAGGCCGCGGCAGCGAAGGCCGCGGCCAUGGAGGAGCUCGGCUACUGUCAGCUGAGCUCCUCCAACUCGCCCUCCUCCUCCUCGUCUUCUUCGUCGACGGUGACGUCAGUUGGCCAGGAGGGGAAUGCGGGGUCGGAGGAGCUGGGCGAGAUCAUCGAGUUGCCGAGUUUGGAGGGGAGCUACGAGUCGGGGAGCGAGUUGGCGGUGGUUGACUCGGCGGAGGGGUGGCUGCAGCCGCCGUGGUGGGCGUUGGAUAAGAAUUUUUACGACUACUUCUACAAUGAAUUGGGUGGCGGUGACGGCGGCGGCGGCGGUGGUGGGAGUUUGAUUUCAUGCAGCUUUGAGACUAUCAAGUGGAGUUGCUAAAUUUAGGAGGUGUGCCUUGUGCUUUAGGAUUUGUACUUUCGCUUUUUUGAUGGUUCUAUAUUGUAAAUAAUCAUUUUCUUCAUUUUCUCACAAAAAAAGUUAUUGCCAUUUUUUUUCUAUUGUUUACUUUUUUUUUGGGUUAGUUGGCUACCUUGUAAAUAUGAGUGUUUACCUUUUCUUUUCUUUUUUUCUUUUUAAUAAAUAAUUAGUGGUUUUACACAUUUGGUGAA
Molecule: messenger RNA, 1064 nt
Organism: Salvia hispanica
Lineage: Eukaryota; Viridiplantae; Streptophyta; Magnoliopsida; Lamiales; Lamiaceae
Source: RefSeq, a predicted model, not a curated record